AUGAGGGAGCAGGAGGCCCGUGUCGAGGCGGGGCGCCGGGGCGGCGUCAUCAGGUCGCUGCUCGGCGUCGCCAGGCUCGCGGAGGACGGCGGCGCCGGCGCCGACGAGGGCGACUCUAAGAAGGAGGACGGCGUCGGCGCGGAGAGGAAGGCGGUGGUGCGGGUGGUGGCGGCCGACAUGCCGCCCGCGCUGCAGCGGCGCGCGUUCCGCUGCGCCCGCGAGGAGCUCGCCGGGAUGCCGCACUUCCCGCGCCGCCUCGAGCCCAAGCGCCUCGCGCUCGCCCUCAAGAAGGAAUUCGACACCGCUUACGGCGCGGCUUGGCACUGCAUCGUGGGGACGAGCUUCGGUUCAUACGUCACGCACGCCAAUGGCGGAUUCUUGUACUUUUCUGUUGAUAAGGUCUACAUACUGCUCUUCAGGACGGCGGUCGAGCCCCCGCCCCAUUGA
Molecule: messenger RNA, 447 nt
Organism: Triticum turgidum subsp. durum (durum wheat)
Lineage: Eukaryota; Viridiplantae; Streptophyta; Magnoliopsida; Poales; Poaceae
Source: the annotation of a GenBank genome assembly